CAAUCCCCGAAUCUCCUAAUUUUACGGUUGCGGUAGUUACCAGUUACCAAUUCUGGGUCCUGGGUUUCUCGCCUUUUUUUGAAUUCUUCGAUGGGCGAUUCGGGUCUCCGGAGAUCAAUUGAUAUGCAUGAUAAAAAAUCAAAUGAUUAUGUAGACAAGUGUGUGGAAUACGACGCACGCGAAGUUCGAAUAUUUUGCUACUAUAGAUAACGGCGUUUCUCCGAGCAUCAAAUCGAAUAAUCGUAUCGUAUAGAAAAAAGGCGAAGAAAAAUAUGGCGGCUGCGGUACAGUGUGAAGCAGCUAGCAUUGUUGUUGAACGUUGAAAAUCGACCUCCAAUUGUCGCAGACUGUAUCAAUAAAAAAAAAAAAACAGCGCCACCAUUGCGGCGGCGUUGUUUACCGGCUUACUUUUUUUGUUUCAUCGAAGUCUGACAAUGAAACAAUUGCGCGUUUGAUAUAAAUUUUGUAAAUUCUCAAAUCCGAACAUUCGGAAUAAGAAGACUUCAAACACGUUAUGGCUUAAAAUAGAUAUAACUCUGUCUUUUGUCCGACCGCAGUUCGAGGUUGAUCAGUUUUUUGAGGUUAUGUUGAUGCAAAUGUUGUCUUUCUUUGAAUCUUGACAAGUGUAGUGCUAAAAAUCGUGAAACAAUGUCGAAAACUUCUGGAAAAUCCGAAAAUUUAUCCAAAAGUUGGGUCUACAGACCUGCAAUCGUCAUUACUUCCAUUUUCACGACAACGACCUUAUUCGUUUAUCUCAACAAUGUUCAAACCAAUUUUUACAUCGACGAAGAAUUCCAUAUCGGACAAACUUUGCGAUAUUGUCGUGGCAAGUUUUUUGAGUGGGAUUCGAAAAUCACGACUCUGCCAGGAUUAUAUGUGAUCGCUUCACUGUUCCUGGCGCCUGUUGGACUUUGCAAAAUAUUUUGGAUGCGAUGCAUAAAUUUGCUUGGAACCAUUGCAAAUUUUUAUCUCCUUUACAGGAUUAUUCAAGAACAAGGACAGAAAAAUAAAAACAGUAUUUCAAUCUCAUGGAAUAUGUUUGGUUCCGUUAUCAGUUUAGCCUAUUUCCCACCUCUGUACUUUUGGUUUUUCCUUUAUUACACGGAUGUUUUGUCCUUGAACUUUGUUCUUUUGACUUGGCUAAUGCAUCUACGAGGACGCUACCAAACAGCUGCACUCACUGGUUCCAUGGCGAUUUUCAUGAGGCAAACAAAUGUAAUUUGGGUAGGUGCCUUUGCUGCCGAAAGAAUCGUAGAUUUGCUAGAGGCUCAAACACCAAAAAGUAUAAGUACUCUUGUCUCCAGGAAUAUUCACAACACACCGAUGCAUGCUAAACUCGUUUGGAAAAACCUUUAUUAUCACGUGGCUCGAGGACCGAGAGCUUUUGGAAGAUUUAUCGUUGAAAUGUUGAAAGAGGUUCGAGCUUAUGCACUGGUGGGUGCAGCUUUCGUGUUGUUCCUCAUCAUCAACGGUGGAAUUGUUGUCGGGGAUCGAAAAGCUCACGUUGCAACGAUUCACCUACCGCAGAUAUUUUAUUAUUCGGUGUUCUCUAUGCUGUUCGCUUGGCCGUACAUGUUACCACAUGCGCGAGAAUUCCUCCACUGGGUUCGCAGGAAAUGGAUAGUUACAAGUGUUUUAUUAGCAGUCGCGACAAUAAUUGUUCACUCGAACACGUUGGUCCAUCCUUACGUAUUAGCGGAUAAUAGGCAUUACGUUUUUUACAUAUGGAACAGAUUUAUGGGACGGUAUUACGUGAUGCGAUAUCUCUUAAUACCGAUUUACGGGUUUGCGUUUUACGCGCAUUACGCGUGUUUGAAAAACGUACGAUUUCUCUCUCAAAUGAUUUAUAUCGCAGCCGUUUGCGUCGUAUUAAUACCGCAGCUGUUGCUUGAACCACGUUACUUCAUUGUUCCAUACAUUUUUCUACGCUUAAAAAUGUCGCCUCCCACUAAAUGGCAAAUAAUUUGUGAGUUAAUCACAACGGCGAUCAUCAACUUCGUACAAUUUUUCAUAUUCGUCAACAAAACUUUCUAUUGGACCGAUGGCGAAUAUCUUCAGAGAAUAUCAUGGUGAAGUUUUGGGCGAACAGUUUAGGAGGACAAAAUUUUAUACGCAUAUUAUUAUUGUGGAAAAAAGGAGGACGAUGCUAUUGUAAAGAUGAUUUUGCUACAAAGCAAUUACCGACGAUGAACUUAAAGUUUGAGGAGUCUUAAAACUAUAGCGAUGCGAAAAGUAUAUAUUUGUUAAGAUAGAUUUUGUAAACUUUUCUUUGAUAUGCAACGGUUUUGAAAGAACAACCGACUUGCCGCGUAUCGAAUUCAUUUCGAACAACUUUGUACGAUGUUUGCAAGAAGCGUCGAUAAAAAACGAUCAAAUUCUUUCGUAAGAUUCCCAAGAAAAAUAUUUGAGAUGUGGAAAAAAGUGUCAAAUAGUCGAUAGAACGACCGCCACCGUGCGCCAUCAAUCUCGAGUAAUGUACACUGAAAAUAAAAGUUCGCAUUGUUGGGAUACAUCAACAACUAAUAAUUUGAUUCUUAAUUUUUCAUAUUUGAUCAAGUAAAUUUUGUUUGUAGGUUAUUAAAAACCUCAAAAUUUCAUUGCUCACGAUCCUCACGAUCAUUAACACCAACAUUCUUACAGUCAAUUAAUGGAUGUUGUAAACCCCAAGAAUAAUUUGUUGUGAGCUUGCGAUGCGAACUUUGUUCAUAAAUCUUUAAAAAGUGUAACGCAAAAAUGUAUAUGAAGAGAAAAACUUGUAUAUUUAUAUUACAUAUUUUGGGAGGGAUGAAUGAGAAAAGACUUGAAAACAAUGAUUCUCUAUUAUUUGUAUAGCUACGGCAUAUAUCUCAUUUAAUACCACUAAGUAACAUAUUAAGUUGUUAAUAUUGUUUUUCUCCAUUGUGGUGUUUUCAUAUUAGAAGUAGAAAGAAAGAUCUCUGGUUUCCGAUUCAAUCCUUAACCUUAUUGUAUCAGAUGCUGGAGUGGGAGGUUGGUAACUGGAAAGUAGAUACACGCUUUUACCUUCGACACACUUGAUAUUUCGAGAAAACCGUGAAUCGAAUUUACAUUGAAGAUACCGACCCUCCACACUUGCAAUUGAUGAGCUAUCUUAAUAUUAUCGAGUAAUUUUAUAAGACUAAGUUAGAUGCGUGUUUUCAUAACUCGUUUCAUUUCUAUUAGAUGUACAAAUGUAAUACAUGCUUUUUCUUUUCUCAUAA
Venturia canescens is the source of this 3218-nucleotide messenger RNA. It is a transcript of the gene Alg10, whose product is annotated as alpha-1,2-glucosyltransferase Alg10. Gene Ontology annotation, cellular component: endoplasmic reticulum. The coding region runs from base 649 to 2073 and encodes 474 amino acids. The transcript is spliced from 4 exons. Gene Ontology annotation, biological process: protein N-linked glycosylation; dolichol-linked oligosaccharide biosynthetic process. Lineage: Eukaryota; Metazoa; Arthropoda; Insecta; Hymenoptera; Ichneumonidae. Gene Ontology annotation, molecular function: dolichyl pyrophosphate Glc2Man9GlcNAc2 alpha-1,2-glucosyltransferase activity. The record is from RefSeq and is a predicted model, not a curated record.